Molecule: messenger RNA, 1116 nt
Organism: Ogataea parapolymorpha DL-1
Lineage: Eukaryota; Fungi; Ascomycota; Pichiomycetes; Pichiales; Pichiaceae
Product: Branched-chain-amino-acid aminotransferase, mitochondrial
Exons: 1
Coding region: 1-1116 (371 amino acids)
Biological process (GO): L-valine biosynthetic process; L-leucine biosynthetic process
Cellular component (GO): mitochondrion
Molecular function (GO): branched-chain-amino-acid:2-oxoglutarate transaminase activity
Source: RefSeq, a predicted model, not a curated record
AUGUCGUCUGCGCUAGAUUCUUCAAAGCUGAAGAUCACCAAAACUACAGCACCAAAGACUAAACUGCCUAAUGACCAACUUGUGUUCGGCCAAUCAUUCACCGAUCAUAUGUUGACUAUUGAAUGGACUGCAGAGUCCGGUUGGGGCAUUCCAGAGAUCAAACCAUACGGAAAUCUCUCUCUUGAUCCAUCUGCUUGUGUUUUUCACUAUGCUUUCGAACUGUUCGAAGGUCUUAAGGCAUACAAGGAUAGUAAGGGAAAGAUUAGAAUGUUCAGACCAGACAUGAACAUGAAGAGAAUGAAUAAGUCUGCUGCUAGAAUAUGCUUGCCUACUUUUGAUUCUGAAGAACUCAUCAAGCUCAUCGGGGAAUUGUUGAAGAUCGACGGUGCUUUUAUCCCACAAGAGAGAGGAUACUCUCUUUAUAUCAGACCAACUAUGAUUGGGACGACAGCAGGUCUUGGUGUUGGAAUUCCAGACAGGGCUCUUCUUUAUGUCAUUUGUUCGCCUGUUGGACCAUACUAUAAGACUGGUUUCAAGGCAGUUAGAUUGGAAGCCACUGAUUACGCUACCAGAGCUUGGCCUGGAGGAGUUGGUGAUAAGAAACUCGGAGCAAACUACGCUCCAUGUAUCAAACCUCAACUUGAGGCUGCUUCCAGAGGAUAUCAACAAAAUCUUUGGUUGUUCGGUCCAGAAAAGAACGUUACGGAAGUGGGUACCAUGAACUUCUUCGUUGUUUUCCAGGACAAGGCUACAGGAAAGAAAGAGUUAGUGACGGCCCCAUUGGAUGGCACUAUUUUGGAGGGUGUGACAAGAGAUUCCAUUUUGAGCUUGGCAAGAGAGAGGCUCAAUCCAUCUGAAUGGGAUGUCAACGAGAGAUAUUGUACCAUCACUGAAAUUGCCUCCAAGGCCGAAUCUGGUGAAUUGGUCGAGGCUUUUGGUGCCGGAACUGCUGCAGUUGUGUCGCCAAUUAAAGAGAUUGGCUAUAACGGCACUGCUAUCAAUGUUCCUUUGCUUCCUGGCGAACAAUUUGGUCCUUUGACCAAACAAAUCGCAGACUGGAUUGCUGAGUUGCAAUAUGGUGUUGUUGAGAGCGAGUGGUCCAGAGUUGUGAAUUAA